AUGUCCUUCAAGGUAUCCUGCGAGAAUGUGGCUGACAGCAUGCGCAAACAUGCCGAAACCUUGACCGCGCACUUACGCCUGGCGCAGGAUGAGGUCAAGGCGCGUUCGGUGAUGCUGGCACACACGGAGGAGCAAGCGGCCUUCCAACGGCAACAGCAUCUGUUGGAAAGGAAGGAACUGGAGGAUGAAUAUGCCAAACAGGCAUGGCAAGCAGAUAAAAAUGAGUUGAAAAUCCAGGAGAUGAUGGCAGAAAGCAGCAAUACUGCGGCAGAAACCGUGAGUCGAAUUGCAAGGUCUCAAGAGAAAGAAGCCAAAGCGGCGGCAAGAGCUGAACAGUUGGAGGUCAUUCUGCGUGAGUUACGUGCAACUUUGGCGCAUUCACAGGAAGAAUCCACCGAAUCCUCCAAGCAGGUCUUGUCCUUGGAGAAGGCCCAUUCUGAUUUCCAGGAGAAGCUGGCUGAAAACCGAAAGAUCACAGCUGAUCUAGAAACCCAAAUCCAUGACCUGGAGGAUCAGUUGAAACUUUGCAGCACCGAACUGCACGAGUCCGAGGCCCGACACUUGCAGCAACAGCAGCAGCAGAUCUCUCAGGAAAGGUCCAGGCAACAAACGCAGGAGAUGCGGAUGGAACAGAUGCAACGGCAGUGCCAGAUGAGCCAGGUGCAGGUGAGCGAAGCCCAUGACGCCCUGCAAGCGAAGGAGAAGGAGAUUCGCCACUUGGAAAAGCUUCAGGAAGAAGAUCACAAGCGUCACUCCUCCUUGUCCUCCCUAAGAGAUCAGCUCGACUUCAACUGCCGGGAAUUGAAUCAUCAGAUCCAGCAGUUGAAUGCGGUCAACAAGGAGGAGCAAAAGAAAAGCACCGCCAUAGAGCUGCGACUGGAGCAAGUGGAAGCAGAAGCACAAUAUGCAUCCUCCGAAGCCGUACAGGCUGCGCGGCAGCAGGAGUUUGCCUUUGAAACACUGAUGGCCAGGUGCAGCGCCUCCGAACACAGCGUCCAGCAGCUGGAAGAGACCCGGAAGCAGCUGCGGGCACAGCUGGCGGCGCAGAGCAGGCUGCGGGAGAGCGAACGGUAUGCAGAACAAGUGGUCGCCGCUACCUUGGGGCCCGCAGAAGCUCCAGAUUCCGAUGCGGUGCGAAGAAACCUCGAAGCGAAAGGAUUGGAGCUGACAGAACUGGAGUUUACCUUGCGCGAAGUGGAACUGAACUCUGAUCGCCUGCAGCAGUACUUGGAACAAAGCCAAUCCAACCUGGAGAUGCAAACUGAAGAGAAGAUUCGCCUGGAAGAUCACUACGCAGCGAGUCGGCGGCAGUUGAUGGACACCGAAGCCAAGUUGAGAGAAGUCCAGGGGCAAUGUAGCUACUGGAAGUCGCAGCACCAGAGUGAGGAGCAAAGGGCGCAGCAAUGGGAGACCAAGGUGGAGGAUCUGUUGCGCGACCUCCAAUGCCUACAAUCGGAGCUGGCCAAAGUUCAAGGUUUGCCUCCAACUGAAGCGGUGCUUCCAAGCCGCGAUGCCCGUGAGAUCCGGCAGCUUCAACAGGAACUGCAACUGGUUUCGGGUCAAGCGAAGGAACAAGCCCAGCAGCUGGAGCACGGCCGUUCCGUGCAGCAGAAUCUGAUGGCAGCACGGGCACAGCUGGAUGAAGGCUACAGGGAAGCUCAGGAGCGCUUAGCGCAGGCGGAAGAAGAAUUGGAUGAGCUUCGGGCUCAAGGUAACUCUGCUCGGCGGAGCGAAGCGCGACACUACCAGGAAGAGCUGUUGGCCCUUCGCACAGCCCAAGCCACCAUGGAAGCCCAGUCGCAAGCUCGAGAACGGUCAGCGGAGGAGCGAGUGCAGAAGUUCACCAUGGAUCUCAGGCACUUGUCACAGAGGAACAGCAACUUGCUGGAAGAGAAUCAAGAUCGCAAGGCUGCGGCACUGAACCUUGAAGACUCAAUCAAGCGCUUGAGAACAGAUGUGGAUCACAUGUCAACUGCACGAAAGGAGGAGGGAGAGAUGUUCAUGCAUCAGGAAGACGCGACAAGACACCUCGAAAUUGCGCUGGAAAUGCAGACUCAAAGGACUGAGGAGUUGUUUUCCGAGAACUCGAAUUUGCAUUCAGAAAUCGAGCAGCUGGAAAGGAGAUGUCGAGGUCAAGAGGAAAAGUCCGCCCAGACUCUUCAGGGAGCACUAAGCAUCGAGAAGCAGCUGCUGGCUGUGCGUGCCAAGCACGGCCAACUGCAGGAAGCAUACAGAGAGCAGCGCCACUUGAGAGCGAAGGAAGCAGAAGACGGACGUGCAAGCACCAAGGGUAUUGUUGAUGCGCUGAAAGAGGAGCUCAGUCAAUUGCGCGAAGAAGCGGCUGCAGAACGAGCAGUUCGGGAGGAAACCGACCGCAUCCAAGAAGAGGUGGAGGAGAAAGUACGGCGAUUGCACUCUGAAGAGCUACAAGGUAUCCACUUUGAACACAACGCCCUUCGCAGUGCGUUGCAUCUCCAACGUCGCAACUCCACCGCAGCCCUGGAAGCACAACGCUGGGCUCUACGACGGGAGAAGCAGCUGAGAAAGAAACGUUACGCGCUGCUGAUGGCGGCCUCAGAGGAGCUGCGGGGGGGGCUGAUGCGGCUGAAGGAAGCCACGGAGUCGGCGGCCGUGGCGGAUGCCUCGGUGGAGGACCAGGACCAGCAGGUGGCUGAAGAGCUUGAGCAAGUGAAGUUGGAUCAGCAGGUGCUCUCAGACUCCAGAGCUGUUGAGCAAGAAAAGAUGGCACAUUUGGAUGAAGUACAACUGCAACUGAAGGACGAACGAAAGGCUGCCACGCCGAACCAGCUUCGCAUUCAAGAGCUUUUGGUGGCAGAAAGACUUGCUUUAGAGGAGGUCGAGAAACAGGAGGCAGUGGUUGCGGAGGACAAACAGCACUUCAAUGAGGACUACAAGAAGCUUGAAGAGGCGCAUGCUGAAGAACGGUGCAGUCGCGAGAGGGCUGAGGCAUAUCAUCAUCAGGUGGCAGCUGAAACGCAGCUCUUAGCCGUCGACCUUCUCAAGCUCCAGGGUGUCUUCGAAGCAGAUGGCGAGAGCGAGUCGAACUUCUCACAAGGAUCCAAGGGAGUGCGCGAAGGUCGGCCGCUACUGGAAGUUGCUUCCAGCGAAGAUGAGGAGGAAGGUUCUGAGCCCGGUGAGGAUGGUCAUGUUCAUGCAGACCCUUGA
This is a messenger RNA of Cladocopium goreaui, 3186 nucleotides long. The record is from the annotation of a GenBank genome assembly. NCBI's taxonomy places the organism in Eukaryota, Dinophyceae, Suessiales, Symbiodiniaceae.